Molecule: messenger RNA, 2606 nt
Organism: Tachysurus vachellii
Lineage: Eukaryota; Metazoa; Chordata; Actinopteri; Siluriformes; Bagridae
Gene: myzap
Product: myocardial zonula adherens protein
Exons: 14
Coding region: 351-2063 (570 amino acids)
Biological process (GO): intracellular signal transduction
Cellular component (GO): intracellular anatomical structure
Source: RefSeq, a predicted model, not a curated record
GAGGAGCUUGUCUAUGUGUGUUUGUGGGUGUGUGUUGUGCAUGCUUGUGUGUGUAUGUAACACACUUUGGACUUUUUCCCCCUAUGCUGUAGUUUGUUUCUUUCCACUGUCCUUUGCACUUUGGAGUACUGGCCUCUUUUUUCUCCCCUGCUGCUUACCAUCCAGAAGAAGGAAUUCUAGCACAGGCCUCUUUCUCAAGGGACACACUUUUUUCCAUCCUGCCUCUUUCACACGCUAACUUCUAAAGUUGCUGAAUUGCCCAGAGCGGUGGAGCAGGUGGCAGCAGUGAGUGGGUGUGAAUGUGUGUGUGUGUUUGCUGUGGUCUAAGAAAGGGGCAGUAGUACGGAGACAUGCUGAGAAACGGAAGAGUGGGUUCCUCACUCACUACCACGUCCACUUCGGAACACGGGAGUGAGAGAGGAGUCAGGCGACUCAGAUUGACCCUCCGAUCUGAUGACAUCCCCAGUGGACAGAACGAGAAGACAAACAGUUCUGCACGCGCUGAUAGCAAGAUGGUCAGCGGCCACUGGAUGAAAAAGAAUGGCCUCAUGCAGAGAGAAAGACCUCCAGGAAGAGAAUCACCUGCGCAGGAGAAGCAAUCUUACAGCGUAAGCAAUGGUGAUGUUACUGAGCGAGAGACGCUGCCGGGACUCCGGGUGUUCGGUGUGGUGCAGCAGGAAGCGAUGGCUUGUGAGCUGCCUGCCAGUGAAUUGAGAGAUGACAUGAGAUACAUCAGAGAGGUGCGGAACUCUUUGGAGAAAGUCAGAGAGCGGCUGUACGGUCAGUUUGGUGGAAUGCAGCAAUCAAUGCAAAAACUCUCACAAGAAUUAAGGAUGGCUAACUCACAUAAGCGUUAUUUGGAAGCAGAAGUAAGAUCACGGAGAGAAGCCGUCGACAGUUUCGAUCAGAUGAACAGCUCUCUCAUAUCAGCCAACAUUGACUUGCAGAAGUCACUGCUGGAGAGCUGUCAGGGUCGUGUGGGAAACAGAGAGGAGAUGAAAGCCAUGCGCAUUUCCUUCGAAAAGACUGAGGAGAAACUGAGAGAGAGGGAGAGACAACUGGCUGCUGCCCAUACUGAAAACCACAUGCUGAAACAACAGGUAGAGACCUCUAAAGAGGCCAGUGCUCAGGCUUUGAAGGAGAUGAGUGUUAAACUUCAGCAGCAGUUUGACCAGCAGAUGCAGGAACAGCAGCGGAAACACAGACAGGAAAUCGAAGCGCUACAGGUCCAGCUGGAGGAGUAUAUGUGGAGGCUGGAGGAGGCUGAGAGAAACAUAAGGCUUGUGGAGGCAAAAAUAGCCGAAAGGGACCAGAGGAUCUGCGAGGUGGAGCGUCUGCUUGAUUGCAUGGCUCGGGAAAAAGCACACUUAACCCAGAAACUCGGUGAGUGUGAAAUGCGCUUACACAACUUGGGUGAGGAUCAACUAGACUCGGGUGGAGCUAAAAAGGCUGAGCAGUUUCAGAGGGAGGUGUCAGAGCUCAAAGACAGAAUAAAGCACCUGAAUGACAUGGUGUUCUGUCAGCAGAGAAAGGUCAAGGGCAUGAUAGAAGAGGUGACAACACUGCGAGCUGAUGUGGCACAGAAGGAUGUCUACAUUUCCGAGUUACUGGACAGGCUAGCGAUAGUGGAGUGUGAGAAUAAUGAGUUAGAAGACAAGCUGAAGUAUUUUAUGUCUGUACAGAAAGCUACUGAAAAUAAGCCCAUCACAAAAGAUAUUGGAGUUGGCUGUGACUUUCCUGUUAGUCAUCAUGAGCCCCAGCCGUACGAAGCUCCGUCGUACCCGAGACCUCAGAGCCGACUGAAUCAGAGUUUACUCCGAUAUUCACCUUUACAGUACAGCAAUAUGCUCUCAGCAAACACACAGGAGACUGCAACAAGUCCUGUAGUAAACAUAGCACCAGCUCCAAGGCCCAAUCAUGAAGGACUAACACCACCUACCUCCCCAAAUACAGUUAUUAUUCCACCUGCCAGGAUUAAUCGCCCCAGCAUCUACACACCGUACAUGAGGCUGAUGGAGAUGUCAUCUAAACGUAAUACAGACCCGGCUACGUGUAGUGAAUAAUGCUUUAAAUUGGAAAAAUGAAGUGUUCAUCUUUUUUUCUUAUUCAUUUUGUAACCAUCUACUGAUCUGUGAAUAAAUUAUUAAAUAUAUACUAAUAUAAUAUUAAAUCUAUAUCAACAUAGAUAUUUUCUGAUGCACUUUUCACUUGUUUAAAAAAACAGAGGCUUUUUGGAAAAUUGCUCCUUUUAUUUCGCUUUUCUUACAACGUGUCAUUUCUCUAUAAUGAUAUAAUAUAAAAUAUAUGAAAUAAAAUAAAUGAUAUAAAAUAUAAUUUUGUGUAACAAUAUUUACAUUGUUCACAUUUGAUGCAAUAUUAAACAGAGAUUACCCUUCAUUAUUGGGUUUAUAACACAUCAUACACAUUGGAAACAGUGGGUUAGACCUCUUCCACGUUGCUCUUGGUAAGUGACAGGACAUUUCUGAAAGCAGUCCUAUAAAUAACAAGGAUUAUCAGGUGCUCCAAAUGUAAACUUGUGAUAAAGAACUUAGCUUUUUGUCUUCAAUUCAGUUCAAGAAGCAGCAGAAUAUAAUGUGAAAACAGUU